UAUAAGUAGUAAAGGUCACCUUCACUGUACUCUCUCUCUCUCUCUCUCCAUCUGUAAUUUUCUCUCUCAUCUUGUUUGGAGAGAUGGCAGCCGGAACAGGAUCCCCGUGCGGUGCAUGCAAGUUUCUGCGGCGGAAGUGCGCCGCAGACUGCAUCUUCGCGCCAUACUUCUGCUCGGAAACAGGCCCGGCCAGGUUCGCGGCGAUCCACAAGGUGUUUGGUGCCAGCAAUGUGUCCAAAAUGUUGUCGCAUGUCCCGGUUGCGGAACGGUGCGAGGCUGUGGUCACAAUUGCUUACGAGGCUCAAGCCAGGGUUCGAGACCCUGUGUACGGCUGUGUUGCACAUAUCUUUGCUUUGCAACAACAGGUGGCAUGCUUGCAAGCCCAACUGAUGCAAGUGAAGGCUCAAAUGGCACAAAACCUGAUUGACUCAAGCAAUGUACAAAACCAAUGGCCUGGAAAUUUGGUGGGAGCUCUACCAAGUCCAACUUAUCCAAACUACAUGACCUCAAUCUCUCCACAGAGUUCACUCGAGUCAAUUGAUCGCAGCAAUGAUAUUGAUGGAAUGAGAAUGCAAGAGUUACAAAGCUGCAGAGAUGACCUAAGUUCUUACCAGCCUUGCAAUAAGAAGAUUAGACCUUCACAAACUGAAUUGGGUGAGCUUCAAGAACUAGCCCUUAGGAUGAUGAGGAACUGAAUUUUGAUUUGUACUAAAGUUUUGAUCAGUAUGGUUAGUGAGAUUUUGAAAGUUAUGGGCUAUAUGGGUUAAUUAGUGUUGUAUAUACAGAAAUCUAUUAACUUGGUGUGAUGUUAUAUGCCUAAAAAUCAGGCGUUUUCCUCAUUUU
This is a messenger RNA of Rhododendron vialii, 843 nucleotides long. Its product is annotated as LOB domain-containing protein 16. The transcript has 2 exons. NCBI's taxonomy places the organism in Eukaryota, Viridiplantae, Streptophyta, Magnoliopsida, Ericales, Ericaceae. Gene Ontology annotation, biological process: hormone-mediated signaling pathway; positive regulation of DNA-templated transcription. Gene Ontology annotation, cellular component: nucleus. The record is from RefSeq and is a predicted model, not a curated record. Bases 84 to 695 code for a protein of 203 amino acids.